AGGCUUCCACACCUUUUCCACCAAGGAUAGUAUAUAUUCAGAUCCGCCAUCAUUUACUGCUCAGUAAAGCUUGCCACCUGAUGUACCAUUCAGCUGGGUGAAGUCUCUUCCAUUUCCAGAAGCCAGCAAUGAGUAGCUGCAGCUGUCUGCGCCCAGAAACUGACUCGGAGGAAGAGUACAAGGAGAGCCCAGAGAAAGAGCCGAAAGAGGAGCUAAGUGACAAAGUAGACGGAGAGCUGAUCUUUACUGCAGCCGUCGUGGGUGGUAUACACAAAGCACAAAGCAACCAACGGGAACGUGAGAAGGACCGCCAAAAAAUAAGAGAGCGAGAACGAAGAAAAGACCAUGAAAAACAGAGGGAAAAAGAUAAAAACACAGAGAGAGAAAAGGAGAGGAGAAGGCAAAGAGAAAGGCAGAGACAAGCUGAGAAACAGAGACAGAGACAGUCUGACAAACAAAAGCAGAGACAAGCAGAGAAGCAGAGGCAGAAGAAAAAGAAAUAACUUAUUUUGUGUACAUACCAUCAUAGUAGUAUGAUAAGUCCUUUAAAAAGAGUUCAGCCAGUCGCAGUGAUUAGGCUUUCAU
This is a messenger RNA of Nanorana parkeri, 585 nucleotides long. RefSeq lists its product as uncharacterized. Lineage: Eukaryota; Metazoa; Chordata; Amphibia; Anura; Dicroglossidae. The record is from RefSeq and is a predicted model, not a curated record. The coding region runs from base 129 to 503 and encodes 124 amino acids. The transcript has 2 exons.